This is a messenger RNA of Rubroshorea leprosula, 501 nucleotides long. The record is from the annotation of a GenBank genome assembly. Lineage: Eukaryota; Viridiplantae; Streptophyta; Magnoliopsida; Malvales; Dipterocarpaceae.
AUGGUUCAAGAGAGAUUGGACCAGAUGAUUAGAGAAAGGCAGGAAGCAAGACAUAAGGAGAGGAGGAGGCAGAGAAGUAGAAGUGAAGGGACUAAGUUUGUUGUGAUGGUGGCCAUGGAGAAAUGUUCUUAUGAUCCAAGAGAGGAUUUUAGGGAAUCUAUGGUUGAGAUGAUCAUGGCUAAUCGGAUUCAAGAGCCUAAGGACCUACGUAGCCUUCUGAAUUACUAUGUUUCGAUGAAUUCUGGGGAGUAUCAUGGGAUGAUACUUGAAGUUUUCCACGAGGUUUGCACUGAUUUAUUUCUUUCGUGUAAAUGGCAUUGAAUCGAUCAAUGAACAAUUUGAUUAGUUAGAGUUUUGGUUUUUGUUUGUCAAGCAUCCAUAAUUUGUGAAAUCUGAGUGAACAAAAGUAGAAACAAGUUCAAUCCUUAAUUUUCUUCAUUUCUAGUUAUUGCCACAGUCUCAAACUCUCUGUUUCUGUUAGAAUAAAAAAAAUAUAUUUGC